CAGUGUGGUGGGUGGGGGGAGGAGAGGAAGCCGCGCAGAGGCGCUGCCAGAAGUGGAACGGAGGCUCCGGGCAAGAUGUGGAAAUCUGUGGCGGGCCACAACGUGUCUGCAAAGGUGGAGGCCCAGGGAGACGAUUGGGACACCGACCCGGAUUUUGUGAAUGACAUUUCGGAGAAGGAGCAGCGGUGGGGCGCUAAGACUAUUGAAGGCUCCGGCCGUGCAGAACACAUCAACAUCCACCAGCUCAGAAGCAAGGUAUCUGAGGAACAUGAAGUUCUCAAGAAGAAGGAGCUGGAGACAGCACCCAAAGCUUCCUAUGGCUACGGGGGCAAGUUUGGAACUGAGAAAGACCGUAUGGACAAGAGUGCCCUGGGCCAUGAGUAUGUUGCCGAGGUCGGCAUGCACUCUUCCCAGACGGACGCAGCCAAGGGCUUCGGUGGAAAGUACGGCGUUCAGAAGGACCGAGCAGAUAAGUCUGCGCUUGGGUUUGACUACAAGGGAGAGGUAGAAAUACACACCUCCCAAAAAGACUAUGCCGUUGGAUUUGGCGGGAAGUACGGCGUCCAGAAGGACCGUCAAGACAAGUCCGCCCUGGGCUGGUCCCACAAGGAGGAGGUCAAGCCCCAUGAAUCCCAAACAGACCAUGCCGUUGGAUUUGGAGGGAAGUACGGCAUCCAGAAGGACCGUCAAGACAAGUCUGCCCUUGGAUGGGCCCACAAGGAGGAGGUCAAGCCCCAUGAAUCCCAGACAGACCACGCCGUUGGAUUUGGUGGGAAGUACGGCGUUCAGAAGGACCGCCAAGAUAAGUCUGCCCUGGGCUGGUCCCACAAGGAGGAGGUCAAGCCCCAUGAAUCUCAAACAGACCAUGCCGUUGGAUUUGGUGGGAAGUACGGUGUUCAGAAGGACCGCCAAGACAAAUCUGCCCUUGGAUGGGCCCACAAGGAGGAGGUCAAGCCCCAUGAAUCCCAGACAGACCAUUCUCAAGGCUUUGGAGGCCGUUACGGGGUGCAGAAAGACAGAGUGGACAAGAGCGCUGCUGGUUUUGGUGAAAUGGAAGCUCCCAUUUCUUCAUAUCAGAAGACAAAACCUGUAGAAGCUGCUUCUGCUGGGAUGGGGAACUUGAGGCAACGUUUUGAAAACAUGGCCAAGACUGCAGAGGAAGAGAACAAGAAGAAGGCAGAGGAGGAACGGACUCGUCGCCAAGCCCGAGAACUUCAGGAAACCCAACAAAAGUCAAAGGACAUGAAGAAGAGCGAAGAGAGAGAUCGAAGCCCUCCGUCGGUGCCUGGACAGAUGCCCCGAAAGGGCAACCUGCCCCCUCUGCCUCCCCAACACCAGGAAGAAGAGGAAGAGGAAGAGGAAGAGCCUCCUGUUCUUCCCCCACGGAACCUGGACAUGGAAGGUGACCCCAGAGAGCCUCCUCUCCCACCUUCUGGCCACCUGAAACAGGAGCAGCCCAUCUAUACGGAAAGCAUCGAGGAUGGAGGUGAUUAUGAGGAGCUGAUUGGGAACAUGGACUAUGAGGAACCCCCUCCUCUCUUAGCUGACUAUGACCAGCUGGGGGAUUAUGAGGAAAUGCCGGACCACAAGGAGGUCUCCAAAGAUGAUGGUGCUGAAGAGGACCAGGAGUAUGAGGAGCUCUGCAGCGGCCACCCUGGAGGAAUGGCUUCUUCAGGUGUCGAAGAGCAUGUAUACGAUGUGAGUGAAGGAAGCCUAUCUGCUCAGGCCCUCUAUGACUAUCAAGGAGAGGGGGAUGAUGAGAUCUCCUUUGACCCUGGAGACACCAUCACGUCCAUCGAACAAGUGGAUGAAGGCUGGUGGCGUGGAUCUUGCCGUGGUAGAGUUGGCCUCUUCCCCGCUAACUACGUGAAGCUCCUUCCAUGAAGUUCUGCCCAGUGGUGGUCACCCAUCCCUCGCUUUUCCAGUACCCUUACUUGCUGCGUGACCCAACAGGCCAGAACCCUGCCCCCGAGGUAGGGGAAGCGGAGAAGACCUGCCUCCUCUUGCAUGGACCAAUCAGAUGCUUCUCCUUCUUACAGCAAUUGUACAUUGCCAGGAUCUGUCCUCCUGUUCUUCUGGUCACGCGGUGAUCUCUGAACCUAUUCAGGCUGCAACUGGUUUCUUUCAUCUCCAUCAGUGGGUCCUCAAAAUCUCCCCAUGCCCCAAUCUUUCUGGGACUCCUAAUUCUAUCUUGGCCAAAUCACGGGCAUGGAAGCUCCAUGGGCUUCGAAGGAUGGAGAUUAGCUCUGUUCCUACAGGUGGUCCUUUACUUACAACCUUUCGUUGAGCAACCGAAGUUGCAACGGCACUGAAAAAAAGUGACGAUCCUUGUGCCUCUGACUAUCACAGUUUCCCCACAGCUGCUGCUCUUCUGCUUUUGAGCAGGUGCCCCCAAAUACUGUAUUUUUCAGAGUAUAAGACGCACCCCCCCA
Molecule: messenger RNA, 2432 nt
Organism: Thamnophis elegans (Western terrestrial garter snake)
Lineage: Eukaryota; Metazoa; Chordata; Lepidosauria; Squamata; Natricidae
Product: hematopoietic lineage cell-specific protein-like
Exons: 17
Coding region: 76-1884 (602 amino acids)
Biological process (GO): regulation of actin filament polymerization
Cellular component (GO): plasma membrane; actin filament; cortical actin cytoskeleton
Molecular function (GO): actin filament binding
Source: RefSeq, a predicted model, not a curated record